Molecule: messenger RNA, 2023 nt
Organism: Cuscuta epithymum
Lineage: Eukaryota; Viridiplantae; Streptophyta; Magnoliopsida; Solanales; Convolvulaceae
Source: the annotation of a GenBank genome assembly
CAUUAGGAAAAAAUCUCUCAUCAUCAAUGGCUGAGGAAACCUGAGACCAUGAGAUGCCUUAUAUACCAAAUCUUCCUUCCCCCUUCUUCCAUCCCUCUUCUUCCUAUCCCCAAUUCACAGUCUCUCGCAGCUUCUCCUCUUCGUCUAUCCGGUUUGAAAUCUCAGGCCGGGUCCAGUUGGGUCGGGUCGAGGGGAAUGGCGAAGAAAGUAGAUAGCAUUCAACAUGGCCCGGAUUGUAUCUCGUACCUGAGGCAGCAAGAAGCUGCGGAAAUCGAUGAAUUGCUCAUGGGUCCUUUUGGCUUCAGUGUUGAUCAGCUUAUGGAAUUGGCUGGUCUUAGUGUUGCCAAUGCAGUUGCGGAGGUCUAUAAACCCAGUGAAUACAGUAGAGUCCUUGCUAUUUGUGGUCCAGGGAAUAAUGGUGGUGAUGGCCUUGUAGCGGCUCGCCAUCUUCAUCACUUUGGUUACAAGCCAAUUAUAUGUUACCCUAAGCGCACUGCCAAGGCUCUUUAUAGUGGUUUAGUGACUCAGCUUGAGACGCUCUCAAUUUCUUUCUUGUCUGUGGAAGAUCUUCCAAAGGACUUAUCACAGAACUUUGAUAUUAUUCUAGAUGCUAUGUUUGGAUUCUCCUUCCAUGGUGUCCCAAGAGCACCUUUUGACGACCUAAUUCGGAGGCUUGUAGCAUUACAAAGUAAUGAGCCAAGUCAUAAGAAGUCACCGGCUAUUGUGUCUAUUGAUAUUCCAUCUGGAUGGCAUGUUGAACAAGGAGAUCUUAGUAAUGAUGGCAUUAAACCCGACAUGCUUGUCUGUACAGAUACACAUCUUGUUCAUUUUUCUUAUGAAUCUUGGCCUCGUUUGGUUUCUUUAACUGCUCCUAAGUUGUGCGCCAAAAACUACUGUGGCCCACACCACUUUCUUGGUGGAAGAUUUGUUCCACCAUCAGUUAUUGACAAAUUUAAACUCCUUUUGCCCUCAUAUCCUGGAACAUCAUUGUGCCUUCGUAUUGGAAAGCCCCCAAAAAUUGACAUAUCAUCUCUAAGGGAGGAUUACAUAUCCCCCAAGCUGCUUGAGGAGAAGGUUGAGUUAGACCCCUUUGAUCAGUUCGAAAAGUGGUUUGAUGAUGCGUUGGCAGCUGGACUGAAGGAACCAAAUGCUAUGGCAUUGUCCACAACUGGAAAAGACGGAAAACCUUCUUCAAGAAUCGUAUUGCUAAAGGGAGUUGGCAAAAAUGGAUUUGUGUGGUAUACCAAUUAUGAAAGUCGCAAAGCUCGGGAAAUUUACGAAAACCCUCACGCUGCCCUGCUUUUUUACUGGGAUGGUUUAAACCGCCAGGUAAGAAUAGAAGGAUCUGUACAAAAAGUAUCUGAUGAGGAAUCUGAAGAAUACUUCCAUAGCCGUCCACGGGGAAGUCAGAUUGGAGCCAUAGCUAGCAAUCAGAGCACAGUAAUUCCAGGACGCGAUGUUCUUUACCAAGCGUACAGAGAGUUGGAAAUGAAGUACUCCGAAAGAACGGUGAUCAUUCCUAAACCAACGAACUGGGGAGGGUACCGACUCAACCCUAAAUCGUUUGAAUUUUGGCAAGGACAACAAUCUCGUUUGCAUGAUAGGUUGCGUUAUUCUCUAGAAGAGAUGGGUGGAAAGCGAGGUUGGAAAAUUGAGCGUCUGGCACCCUGACUGAUGAUGCUAUCUAGUUUCUCCACUAUGAUCGCAUUGUAUCUCAUCCCUCGCUCCCAACUUUCCUAUGCUGCCCAAAAUUUGGUUUAUGUUGCCCAAAAUUUGGUUGCACAAAUUGCAUAAACAAAACAAAUAACAGGAAUCUAAUAUCCCAACACAGUUAUUUGUUUUGUUUAUGCAUUUUGUGUUGUGGUUUUUAAAUAAAAUGUUUCUGAACUUGAUGUCCCUUUAGCUACACUAUCAUCCAACAAAUAAAAUGUCUCCUAAUUUCAGCAUGAAAUUGCGCUAUUCAAUAAUAUCUUAAUUUUAGAAUUAGGUCUACAUAAGAAAUGAGCCUAAAAACCCCCACCCC